Messenger RNA from Pantherophis guttatus, 4634 nucleotides. RefSeq names its product AKT serine/threonine kinase 2 (gene AKT2). Gene Ontology annotation, biological process: protein phosphorylation. Lineage: Eukaryota; Metazoa; Chordata; Lepidosauria; Squamata; Colubridae. Gene Ontology annotation, molecular function: ATP binding; protein serine/threonine kinase activity. The record is from RefSeq and is a predicted model, not a curated record.
CAGGAGGGCCAGCCUUGCUGCUCGUCCCGAGCGCUGCCCGGGAGGCUGGCAAAGACGGAUCCGAGGCGGCCCGCGCAGCCCUCCGCUGGCCGGGCUGGCCCUUGGCUUGGGCCGUGGCGGCUCCCGGGGAGACCUGGGGCUCUCGGGCUGACCAACCCUGGGUGGGGAAUUGGUGCGGGGAACCGGGGGAGGCCCAGUGGGCUGGCACAUCUUCUCUCCCCCCUCACCCCCCGGGCUUCCCGGGCUCCACCCACCGCAGCCCCACGGGGCUGAAGGAUGGUCGCUCCAGAGGGGGUUAGCUCCCGCACCCCGGGGGGCUCCAGGAGAAAGUCUGGGUUCUGGCAAAUAACACGUUCAUUUUAAAUAGGCCAAACAGUGCAAAUUCUUUAACAAAUGUCUUGCACUAGGAGGGCUCCCGGUCACAAAGGCUGGCGAGCUGGUGCUUGUUUAAAGGUGGGCAGAAACUCAGGCCUCGAACUUCCCCUCCUUGCUGCCCAAAGCAGCGUGGGAUUCAGGCCUGGCCUGGCCGCUUUGGAAGUCAGGGGAGACCCAUGAGCGGAGUGGGGCCGGUGGGGGGCAGCCAGUGCAAAGGAAGAGACGGCCAGCUGAGAGGCGGCAGUUGCCUUGCCCGCCCAGGGGCUUUGCUGGUUCUAAGCAGAGCUUCCGCAUCGCUGUCACUGCGGAGGAGCGUGCAGAACCUUCACACCCGAGUCUUUCCCCAGGCCUCCCUUUUGUGCAUCCCACAGAUGUUUCCGUAUCCGCCCUUCUACCUUGCCAGAAGGUCGCCAGGCCACCUCUGGCCCCCCUGGCAGGCAACAGCCCCUCUCUGUGCCCCGUGGUGGCAGCAACAUGAGUGAGGUGUCGGUGAUUAAGGAGGGAUGGCUGCACAAGCGAGGGGAAUACAUCAAAACUUGGAGGCCCCGAUACUUCCUCCUCAAAAGCGACGGCUCUUUCAUCGGCUACAAGGAGAAGCCAGAAGCUGCUGACCACAGUGCACCCCCUUUGAACAACUUCUCUGUGGCAGAAUGCCAGCUGAUGAAAGCCGAGCGACCGCGCCCCAACACAUUCAUCAUCCGCUGCCUGCAGUGGACGACGGUCAUUGAGCGGACGUUCCACGUGGACUCUCCAGAGGAAAGGGAAGAAUGGAUCCAGGCCAUUCAGAUGGUGGCCAACAGCUUAAAGAACCAGGAGGCGGAAGAGGACAGGAUGGACUACAAGUGUGGCUCCCCCAGCGACAGUCCAGGGGCCGAGGAAAUGGAAGUGGCGGUGACCAAGGCCAGAACCAAGGCGACCAUGAGUGACUUCGACUACCUGAAACUCCUGGGAAAGGGCACUUUUGGGAAGGUCAUCCUCGUACGGGAAAAGGCCACAGGGCGCUACUACGCCAUGAAGAUUCUGCGCAAAAAGGUCAUCAUUGCCAAGGAUGAAGUGGCCCACACCGUCACGGAGAGCCGAGUGCUGCAGAACACGAGGCACCCCUUUCUCACGGCCCUGAAAUAUGCGUUCCAGACCAAUGACCGCCUCUGCUUCGUCAUGGAAUACGCCAACGGAGGGGAGCUGUUCUUCCACCUCUCGCGAGAACGCGUCUUCACGGAGGAGCGUGCCCGUUUCUACGGGGCUGAGAUUGUUUCUGCCCUGGAGUAUCUCCACUCGCGGGACGUCGUCUACCGAGACAUCAAGUUGGAGAACCUCAUGCUGGAUAAAGACGGACACAUCAAAAUCACAGACUUUGGGCUGUGCAAGGAAGGCAUCUCCGAUGGUGCUACCAUGAAGACCUUCUGUGGGACACCGGAGUACCUGGCCCCAGAGGUGCUGGAGGACAACGAUUACGGGCGGGCCGUGGACUGGUGGGGCCUGGGUGUAGUCAUGUACGAGAUGAUGUGCGGCCGGCUGCCCUUCUACAGCCAGGACCAUGAGCGCCUCUUUGAGCUGAUCCUCCUGGAGGAGAUCCGCUUCCCACGCACCCUCAGCCCUGAAGCCAAGGCCCUGCUGGCCGGCCUGCUCAAGAAAGACCCCAAGCAGAGACUGGGGGGCGGCCCCAAUGAUGCUAAGGAGGUAAUGGAGCAUCGGUUCUUUGCUGCUGUUAACUGGCAAGAUGUGGUUCAGAAGAAGCUCAUGCCCCCUUUCAAGCCCCAAGUGACGUCCGAAAUAGAUACGCGGUACUUUGAUGACGAGUUCACAGCCCAGUCCAUCACCAUUACGCCACCAGACCGAUACGACUGCGUGGAUCCCCUGGAUGCCGACCAGCGGACCCACUUCCCUCAGUUCUCCUACUCCGCCAGCAUUCGGGAGUAGGGCUGCAGCGCCACCCGGAGAGUGCCAGGACUUGGGGUGGGGGGAGACCACCCCAUCUGGCUGAUCCCACCUUCCCACUUCUGGGAGCCAAGCGGACGAGCCUGGACCUGCCACGUCGGCCUUUGCCAUCAGGACCAGCUGGCUCACUUGUGCCCAUGUGACCCUGCCCCCCCACACACACACACGCACACACACCAGCCUCUCUCCCUUGCCUCUGGGACACUGCUGAGUUUUACAUGGAAAUUGCUUUGGCGUGUUUGGUUGGCUUCUGAGGGCUGCACUCUGCCACCAAAUCGUGUCGGUGGAAGGCAGGGUGACCGAUCGCUGCCUCUGGGGCCACCCUGAACCCCAGAGUGUGGAGGACCCUAACACUGGCUUGCAAGGCUGUGCUAAGAAGGGCAGAGCCCCGAAAUCCCACCACCCCGUUUCUGUGGGAUAGUGGCCGGCUGGCCGGCCAGCACUCAGGUGCUCUUGGGGUCAGUAACCUGGCAACUGUUACCUUGUUGACCUUUGGUGGGCUUCCCCAUCACCUCCAGGGGCGCUGCUGCUGUUAACAGGAACUUUUGAGUUGCCCUCCAAAUAACGGGGAACUGGCCCCCACUUAGAACAGUGGCCUUUUCUAACGAAAACCAGGGUGCUGGGCAUGGCAGCUGCACCCUCUUGCCCCCGGACAGUCCGCAGCUGCUCUUUGCAAGGCCCAGCAGUGGCCCUCGCUGGAGCGAUUGGGCCCAGCUGCCCCUGCCAAUUAGUUCCUAUGAAGGGGGAUGCCCUUGUGGAGCGGAGUGGGGUGGGGGGCUGGCAGUGUUUCCCUCCCAAUUUUCAGCUGUGGAAGAUAGCUGCCUUCCUUUCCCAUUUCUGGCCUUGGAGGGAUGGCAGCCCCCUGGCAGGCCUCCUCCCUUCUUCCCACGGCUGCAGGGCCCUGCCAUGGGAGGAAGGGAGGUUUGCUAGCCGGCUGCCUUUCAUCUUGUCCCCUAUGUGGCUUGACCAGGGAAGGAGCAGGCCAGGCCAAGCAGAUUGGAGCAGCUCGGACUCUGCCACCGCUCAGCUGAGUUGCUGCAAAGGGCCCAGAAGCCACCCAGGCAGAACACCCCCCCCCUUGCUAAAGAGGAGGUUGUGGUCCUCUGGAAAGCAUGGCUGGAAGGCGGAUGGACCUUCCUGCAGCUGUCUAACAAUCCGCAGCCCCCCACCCACCCCCAGUGCAAAGAGUGGGAGGCCUUCAGGGAAAGAGGCUGCUCCAGCUGUGUAGCUGGCAGGCCAGAGCAGUCCCUCCUGCCCACCUAUGUCGCCUUUCGGGCAGGUACCGGAGGAUGCCACCUGGUGGGCCAGAGGAUAGCAAACCCCUGAGCUCACCUUUGCUCUGACUCUCCUAUUGACCUUAGCAGACCUGGGGUUCCUGUGCCUCCUGGGUUUUGGGGACCUGCCUGUGCCAGGGACUUCUGCCAAUUCCACAAUUGCUUUGGGCUCCACUGCGAGUCUUUCUACAAAACUGGGAGGCAGGGGGGGGGGCACGGCAUGAACCUGGCUGCAAACAUCCAUGGCAGCCCUGUCUGGCUUUCCGUGUCUCAACUCCUACAGGCAGCCAGUGGCAGUUGCACGAUUCCAUUAUGCGGAGCCUUCAAGCAGGCCCUUCUGAUCUGAUGUCCUGAGGGGCCCUGUGGCAAAUUGGAGGGAGAGGACAGAGGCUCCCCCAGUGAAUGCAACCUCCAAGACUCCCAGUUGGCUGCCCUCGUGCUGCCUGUUUGCCUUGCAGGGUGGCUCCCAUUGGGCACUCCUGGCCAGAGCCUUCUGAGAGCGGGGUGGGUGGGUGGGUGAGCCCUGGCUGCUCCAGACCACCACGUGGCCUUUUCAGCAUACCCGAAGUGCCGGCAGCCCCCGAGCCUCCUUGAGCCUUUUGGGUCUGCCCAGAGUUCAGCUUCCUGGGGAGGAACUCUUGUGCCCUGCUGGACUUGCAGGGCUGGGUAGGAUCUCGGUGAAGAUUGGGGUGACUGGGGAAAGAAUAGUUUUUCUUGUUUGCUGUAGUUCUAAUUCAGAUUUACUAAUUUAAUGUUGCCCCUGUUAGAUUAGAGUGAAGCGCCCGCUCUGUUGCGGUACGUUUUCUCCCCGUUCUCUUCCCUACUGCUGGAAAUCAGCAGCACUUCUGGCCCUUCACAGACAGGGCUGGCUCGAGAUCCUGAGUUCCGUUUGUACAAUAAAGUUUGCUGGAGUGUUUUUGUAAAUGUGGCUGAUAAGCACAAAAACUGGAAAGGCUUUUUUUUUCCUUUUUGGUAAACCACAGAAUUGCCUUCCUCCACCCUCAGAUUUGUACGGUACAAGCAAUAAAAGAUUUUAUUUCUUGGUUA